Messenger RNA from Aricia agestis (brown argus), 520 nucleotides. Its product is annotated as vitelline membrane protein Vm26Ab-like. The transcript has 3 exons. The record is from RefSeq and is a predicted model, not a curated record. Bases 29 to 520 code for a protein of 163 amino acids. NCBI's taxonomy places the organism in Eukaryota, Metazoa, Arthropoda, Insecta, Lepidoptera, Lycaenidae.
UAAUCGAAGCGAAAAGCAUACCACCAAAAUGUUCAAGCAGAUUAUCUUCGCUGCCCUCUUGGCUGUGGUCGCCGCUAAGCCCGGCAUCCACUCCGUAGCCUACCCAGCGGUAGCUGCCGCUUACACUGCCCCUGUUGCUGCGGCUUACGCUGCCCCUGUGGCGGCGGCCUACACUGCCCCUGUUGCUGCUGCCUACACCGCCCCUGUUGCUGCUGCCUACACUGCCCCGGUCGCUGCUGCCUACUCUGCUGCCUACACUGCCCCCGUCGCGUACGCUCCAGCCUACUCACCCUUCGUCUCAGCAGCCUACAGAGCGCCAUUGGUAUUCUUCGCUCUGUUGCUGGCGUUCGCCGCAGCCAAGCCGUACGUGUACGCGCCGUACGCAGCGUACACCGCGCCCGUGGCCGGCGCGUACUCUUACCCCUACAGUGCUGCCUACACCUACCCCUACUCAGCCUACUCAGCCUACUCAGCCUACACAUACCCCGCCUAUGGAGUGGGUGCAUCGUACUACAUUUAA